AAGGGGGCCGGGUGUGUGUGUGUGCAUUAGGAAGGCAAGCGGCUGGCUGCUCAUUGCUUUCACAUGGCAUGAGGAGAGCUGGACAAGCUGCAGCAUAGGAGUAAUGCUGAGCGAGUGAGGCUUUUAUAAACGGGGCCAAGUGAUCGGGGGAUGCUGCGCUUUUUUCUGGAGUUUAUUCUGACCUUGAUAUCUUUUAGGACUAUCCCUUAGAUCCAUGAAGGAUAGUAACUCGAGCCUGAUGUCUGGAAUGGACGCCAGUCAGAGUGUGAAGUGUAAGAUUGUAGUGAUUGGGGACAGUCAGUGCGGCAAAACAGCACUGCUCCAUGUCUUCGCCAAAGACUGCUUUCCAGAGAACUACGUUCCGACAGUAUUUGAGAACUAUACAGCCAGCUUUGAGAUCGAUUCCCAAAGGAUUGAGCUCAGUUUGUGGGACACGUCAGGGUCACCGUACUACGACAAUGUACGUCCACUGUCUUACCCUGACUCGGAUGCAGUCCUCAUCUGUUUUGACAUCAGCCGACCCGAAACCCUAGACAGCGUGCUAAAGAAGUGGAAAGGAGAGAUCCAAGAAUUUUGCCCCAAUACCAAGAUGCUGUUAGUAGGAUGCAAGUCAGACCUGCGCACAGAUCUCAGUACCUUGGUGGAACUUUCAAAUCACAGGCAAACACCCGUAUCAUAUGAUCAGGGAUCAAACAUGGCCAAGCAAAUCUCGGCUCCCUACAUUGAGUGCUCUGCACUGCAGUCAGAGAACAGCGUGAGGGACAUUUUCCAUGUUGCCACCUUAGCCUGUGUUAACAAGAACAACAAGAACAUGAAACGCCAGAAGUCCUCCAGAGCCACCAAGAGGACCUCACACAUGCCCAGUAGACCCUAUUUGGAGUCGGUAACCUCGGACAUGCGUAAAGAUAAAGCCAAGAGCUGCACAGUUAUGUAAAGGAUCUGGAGAACAUGGAACGGGAGUCGAAGCAAGGGCAAAGAGAAGGCACAAGAUAUCGGUACAGUUACUCAUAUGAAGCAGUGAGGGAUGUUGAAUGAUGUCUUUGCACUUUAUGUCCUUCUGUGUCAAUCCAUUCUGCUCCACCUGAAAUAAGCUAACCAAAAACAAAUGGUGCUGCAGAAGAAAAGCACCAGAUGUUGGAAAGACAUCCAUGCUAAUUCAAAAGAAUUCCACUUCUUGGAAAUUUGGAAGGAAUUGCUGAUUAUGAAGCAUAUGUUUGACAUGAAUUUUUGACAAACUUUGAAAUACAGGUCAAGGAAGGUUAUGAUAGAUGCUGAUUGUGUUGCAUUUUUUGUCCUUAAAAGGAAUGAAAAUGUUUGAAGGAAAGCCACAUUCAUGAAGUUAAUGAGCUGCUGAGGAGUUUUCCCACAGAAGACAAAACCAAGGCACUUAACAGAGAAAAUCAUGUGACAAACACUGUGGAGAAACCUGGCAUUUUUUUUGGUUAUCUUUCCAUUUUUCCAUCUUCUUGCCUUGAUGAUUUGUUCAGAUGAGAACUGGAUGUGUGUCUGUCAAAGUCUCAAUACUUGUAGGUCUGGAACGAUCAGGAGACUGCCUGAGUUUUCCAACAGUUGUAUCUUUGUGGUGAUGCUAACCUCAGAACAUUAGUGCUUAUGUUUCUCUUUCUUUUUAGAAAAAGCCAAAGAAGUGUCAAAGUCAAGCUUGUGUGUCAUAGUGCCAGGGUUUCUUGUUUAGACUGUUAUGCUUUAUGUGCAGUCUUAAGUGUUUGAUAUAUUGUUGGUGGUAGUUCUGACUUGGCUUGAUGAGCAUAUCUCCAUGAGUGACUGGGUCUUGUGGAACCAACCUUAGUACUGUGUCCAACUCCAGUGCCUCCAUGUGUUUGUGUGUUGGUGUACCCAAGCUUUUCAUAGCCUGGGUUUUCAGUAUUGCUUGAGAGCCUUUUUAAUACCUCUGCCUAAUCCAUCAGCAUUUGGAAUUUCCUGUAAGAGAAUCAUCUCAGCUAUGCAAUAUGCUGACUUUGGCCUGUUUUGGCAAUUUGAAAAAUGGCUGGCCUGGAGAAAUCUGUAUAUCCUCUUUGAAGAAACCUACUAGACUUGCCCUUAUUUUAUUUAUUAUUUUUUUACAUGCCCUGUUUAUUCCGCUGUGGUAAAAAAAAAAAAAAAGAAAAAUCUCUGUAGUGUCAGGGGAAUGGAAUAUUCAAGUACAGCUUUAGUCCACAUUAAAAGCAAAGCUCAUGCCGCCUCAAGCACUAGUAAACCCAGCAUCAAACUGGAACACAACCUGGCUAAUGGAUUAAAUAACCUUCAUGAAUAACCUUCAUAAUUUCCUGAAUUUGUGAGGAUGCUGGACUUUGUUUGUUACACUCUGUUCAGAUUGGUGCCUCACAGCUCUCCUAGGCAUGUUUAUUCAGCUUGCAGGUUUAUGCCAUGAUUUACAAUAUCCAGUGUUAGCUGUAGCGUGUCAGCUUUUUAAAUUUUGAAUGUUGAAAUCCAUUUGUAUGUCUGUAUGAUAUGUU
Messenger RNA from Neoarius graeffei (lesser salmon catfish), 2474 nucleotides. RefSeq names its product rho-related GTP-binding protein RhoE-like. Gene Ontology annotation, molecular function: GTP binding; GTPase activity. The record is from RefSeq and is a predicted model, not a curated record. Lineage: Eukaryota; Metazoa; Chordata; Actinopteri; Siluriformes; Ariidae. Bases 215 to 934 code for a protein of 239 amino acids. The transcript is spliced from 5 exons. Gene Ontology annotation, biological process: small GTPase-mediated signal transduction.